Drosophila novamexicana is the source of this 2191-nucleotide messenger RNA. RefSeq names its product protein sly1 homolog (gene Slh). Gene Ontology annotation, molecular function: syntaxin binding. The transcript has 5 exons. NCBI's taxonomy places the organism in Eukaryota, Metazoa, Arthropoda, Insecta, Diptera, Drosophilidae. The record is from RefSeq and is a predicted model, not a curated record. Gene Ontology annotation, biological process: endoplasmic reticulum to Golgi vesicle-mediated transport; intracellular protein transport. Gene Ontology annotation, cellular component: cytosol; Golgi membrane. The coding region runs from base 158 to 2080 and encodes 640 amino acids.
UGGCUAACAGCUGUUCCUCAUGUAAUGCACUAAAUUAGCUCAAAACGCGUUUUGGACGUUUGUGACGUGUUGUAUUUUGUAAAUUAUGUUUUAACAUAAUUAAGUUAAUUAAAUUCGAACUCAUUCGCUGGCAUUUUAAUAUUCAAACACAGACAACAUGUUAACAUUGCGAGAACGGCAAAUAAAUGCGAUUAAGCAAAUGCUUAAUUUAAACUCGCAGCAGCCAAAGGCAAUGGCUGCGGAGCCCGUGUGGAAGAUUCUCAUAUAUGACCGCGUUGGCCAGGACAUUAUAUCGCCCAUCAUAUCCAUUAAGGAGCUCCGCGAACUGGGCGUGACGUUGCAUGUGCAAUUGCACUCGGAUCGGGACUCCAUACCAGAUGUGCCGGCUGUAUACUUUUGCCUGCCCACGGAUGAAAAUCUCGACCGCAUCCAGCAGGACUUUUCCAAUGGCCUUUAUGACAUCUACCAUCUGAACUUCCUGGCGCCCAUCACACGCAGCAAAAUUGAAAAUCUGGCGGCGGCUGCCCUGCACGCCGGGUGCGUGGCGAACAUUCAUCGGGUCUAUGAUCAGUAUGUGAACUUUAUCAGCCUGGAAGAUGAUUUCUUUAUACUGAAGCAUCAGCAGAGCGAUCAGCUCUCCUACUAUGCCAUCAAUCGUGCGAAUACGCGCGACGAGGAGAUGGAGGCACUGAUGGACUCGAUUGUGGAUUCACUUUUCGCGCUCUUCGUCACGCUGGGCAACGUGCCCAUCAUUCGCUGUCCACGCAACAGCGCUGCCGAAAUGGUGGCCCGCAAGCUGGAGAAGAAGCUGCGUGAGAAUUUGUGGGAUGCGCGCGCCAAUCUCUUUCACAUGGAUGCCACACAGGCUGGUGGCGGCGUUUUCAGUUUUCAACGUCCUGUGCUGCUGCUGCUCGAUCGCAACAUGGAUCUGGCCACGCCGCUGCAUCACACCUGGUCAUAUCAGGCGCUGGUGCACGAUGUGCUCGACCUGGGCCUGAAUCUCGUCUACGUGGAGGAUGAGGCGGCAGCUGUCAGCACGGGUGCACGCAAGAAACCCAAGGCCUGCGACCUGGAUCGCAGUGAUCGUUUCUGGGUCACGCACAAGGGCAGCCCGUUUCCCACGGUCGCAGAGGCCAUACAGGAGGAGCUCGAGUCCUAUCGCAAUUCGGAGGAGGAAAUCAAACGCCUGAAGACCUCCAUGGGCAUUGAGGGCGAAUCAGAUAUUGCCUUUUCGUUGGUCAACGAUACGACUGCUAUGCUGACCAGCGCCGUCAAUUCGCUGCCUCAACUGAUGGAGAAGAAGCGUCUCAUCGAUAUGCACACCAAGAUAGCCACAGCUAUAUUAAACUGCAUUAAGGCGCGACGGUUGGACUCUUAUUUUGAGAUCGAAGAGAAAAUCAUGUCCAAGCAAACGCUGGAUAAGCCGCUGCUGGAGCUGCUGCGCGAUGUUGAGUUUGGCCAGCCAGAGGAUAAGCUGCGUCUGUACAUCAUUUACUAUAUUUGCGCACAGCAGCUGCCCGAGCCGGAGCUGGAGCGUCUGCGUGAAGCGCUGCAAUCCGCCGGCUGUGAUCUAACCGCGCUCGCCUACGUCCAGCGCUGGAAAUCCAUUAUGAACCGCUCGCCGAGCAUCAGUCAAGCCACACAGUACGAGGGCGGCGGCACCAGAACCGUUUCCAUGUUCACCAAGCUUGUCUCGCAGGGCAGCUCCUUUGUCAUGGAGGGUGUCAAGAACUUGGUUGUCAAGCGACAUAAUUUGCCCGUGACCAAGAUAACGGAACAGGUCAUGGAAUGUCGCAGCAAUGCCGAAACAGAUGAUUAUCUCUACCUGGAUCCCAAGCUGCUAAAAGGCGGCGAUGUGCUACCCAAGAAUCGUGCUCCAUUCCAGGAUGCUGUUGUCUUUAUGGUCGGCGGCGGCAAUUAUAUUGAGUACCAGAAUCUAGUGGACUUCAUCAAGCAGAAGCAAACGUCCAAUGUGCACAGACGCAUCAUCUAUGGCGGCUCCACGCUGACCAAUGCGAGGCAAUUCCUCAAGGAGCUGUCCGCACUGGGUGGUGAAAUACAGACGCCCUCAGCGAGUUAGGAGUGGCUGCUUAACUUUCACUGCUGCUAAGCGGCCGGGGAUGAGGACGAGGAUGAGACAACAACAAGAACUGUGUGUGUGCGCAUGUGUGUAGCUUUUUCUUAUAUAUAC